AUGGAGGAGCAACUAGUGCGUCUGCUUACCGAAACGCAGUCCGCCCAGGAGGCUCCGCGGAAGAAUGCCGAAUGGCAGCUGAAGCAGCAAUAUCCCAACCCGGACUUUCCAGCUGCCCUGAUCUCAAUCGGAGCACAUGACAAUGUUCCCCUGGAAGUGCGACAGGCGGCUUUGCUGGUGCUCAAGAAUUGGGUGCUCGCCUGCUGGUCCACCAGUUUUGACGAAUUCAAUGGCCCAUUGUUUGCCGACGAGGCCAGGAAGGCUCAAAUCCGCCAGCAACUGCUUGAUCUUGCCGUGAGCGGGCGGGACGAGAGGAAGAUCAAGAGCGCCGCCAGUCUCGUGGUCAGCAAGAUUGCCAGCGCCGACUUUCCCGAAGACUGGCCAGACCUUCUCCCGACUGUUCUCAAUGUCGUUGCAACUGGCACCGAUGCCCAGCUCCAUGGCGCCUUGAAAGUUCUGAAUGAGCUGGUCGACGACUCUUUCAACGAUGAACAAUUCUUCAACGUCGCACGAGAUCUGGUCAAGGUCGUUUACGAUGUCGCUGCAAAUGACGCUCGACCAGCGGCGCUGCGAGCACUUGCUGUCUCCGUAUUUCGAUCUUGUUUUGACUUGCUUGAGAUGGUCAUGGAAGAUCACAAGGCUGCUGUGAAGGCGUUUGCUGAGGAGAAUCUGGGCGCCUGGAUCUCAUUUGCCAUUGAGUCUCUAAAAACUCCACUCCCUCCAGCACCAGCCGAAGGAAAGAAAGAUGCUGCUGCAGAACACCAUCGUGGCUCAGUCGCACUCAAGCUGCAAGUCGUCAAGGUUCUGAUGCGCAUCCGCACCUUGUUCUCUCAAAUGCUUUCGCCGCACAGUCCAGCUCUCUUCUCAGCCACCUGGCAAGAACUUUCAACCCUUCAAGCUCAGUACUUCCAACAGUACAUAGAAGACUUUGGCCAAGGAAGACUUGAAGAUGCCGAUGGUUUGCCAUUUACGCUGGACUUCCUGGUGCUUGAGGAACUCGACUUCAUGCAGGCCUGCUUGCGUGCUCCGCCCGUGCGAAAAGAGCUCGAGCAACAAUUGCAAUCUCAAGCAGGUGGCACCACGUGGAUUACCGACGUCAUGAAAGUCGCAGUGGCAUAUGCGCAAAUCACUACCGAGGAGGAAGGCCUAUGGGAUAUCGAUGUCAAUGUUUUCCUCUCCGAAGAAGUCAACGUCACUGCCAAUUAUACGCCACGAUCGGCAUGCGGUGAUCUCGUUAUCAAGCUGGGCGAGUGGCUCAACAAUGCUACUGUCGAAGGUCUUUUGGCAUAUACACGCUCCCUAUACUCUGAGAAUGCAGGCUGGAAGGUCAAGGAAGCCGCCCUGUACCUACUCAAUCAGCUUCUGGGCGAUUUCCAAGAUGUCGAGAAACAGAUCGGCCCUGAGUCGGCGAACGGCUACGUCGACUUCAUCAAAUACGCAAUGCAAGAAGAACCAGUCUUCCUUCGCGCCAGAGGUUACUUGGUCGCGGGAAGCCUCACGAGGACAUCCGGCGAGGCUCUCCAAUCAGUAGCCACAUCGUUCAUGGAGGCCACGCUCCUAGCCAUAUCAAGCGACGAGUCCGAGAUUGUCAAGGUCUCAUGCAUCCGUGCGCUUCAGUACUAUCUUGCGUCGCUUCCACCGGCAGUUACACUGCAAAAGCAGCCAGCCAUAAUCACGUCUUUGUCGAAUUUCCUCAACACUCAAGACCUCAGCGAACUGGACGACAACGAUGAUCUGCUCAUCACCAUCAUCGAAACUUUACGCGAUGCCCUACUCUUGGAUACCAGAACGUGUCUGACCGGAGGUGGUAUUGACUUGCUGUUUACCGCUGCGAGCCGGGGAGCAACAAACUUCCAGAUCGCGCUUCUGGUAACCGAGACUUUCGAAGAGAUUGCAAGAACAAUUUCGGAGUCUGGGAGCGACUCGUACGCACAGCUUGUACAGAAAGUCUUACCAUCCCUUAUGGGCGCGUUCGAUGUUGCCACUUUGACGGAAGAAAACGCUCUUGCAAACCUCGCCGCCGAACUGCUCGCAGUCUUGGCUGAGAAUGGCUCGACCCCACUGCCAGCAGGCUUUAUCACGACAGUCAUGCCUCGUCUUACCCGGCUUCUUCUUGGCUCGCAAGACGAUGAGCUUCUCAAGUCCGCCACUUGUGCGGUCAAGCACAUGCUGCACCACGACUCGGAACAAGUGUUCAAUUUCCAGGACCAAGCCGGCAAAGGCGGUCUUGAAGUUGUUCUGAUUAUCAUCGAUCGACUUCUGAAUCCAUCCGUGGACGACAACGGCGCUUCUGAGGUCGGUGGUCUGGCUGCAGAAGUUGUCGAGAAGGCGGGUUCGGACAAGCUUGGGCCAUAUCUCAUGCAGCUGCUCCAAGCUGUUGCCGUGCGGCUGGCCACCGCCUCUCAAGCACAAUUUAUUCAGAGCUUGAUCCUCGUGUUUGCAAGACUUUCUCUGAUCUCCGCCUCGGAUGUGGUGGGCUUCCUCGCUGAUGUUCGCAUUGGCGAUCAAAAUGGCCUGCAGGUGGUCAUUAGCAAGUGGUUGGAAAACUCCAUCAACUUUGCAGGCUACGACGACAUCCGUCAAAAUGUUGUUGCGCUGUCCAAGUUAUACGAGCUUCAAGAUCCUCGCCUUGCACAGAUCCAGGUCAAAGGUGACCUUAUUGUGCCCAAAUCAGAUCGUAUCUUAACCCGAUCACGUGCUAAACAGCAGCCAGAUCAAUACACGGUCAUUCCGGCGCAACUCAAGAUCAUCAAAGUUCUUGUCGAAGAACUUCUUUCGGCUUCCGGAGCUCAGCGCAACAUUGAUGCUGCAGCUGCAGCCGAACUAGACGAUGGUGAUGAGGAUGAUGGAGACUGGGAAGACGACGGCGACGACUUCCUCGAUCUCGGAUCAGGAAUGACAAAAUCGCAACUCAUGGCUUUCGCUGCUGAGGAUGGUCCAGCGACUAGCCGUGGCAGAGACGACGAAACCCAACAGUAUCUAUUGAGCUUCUUCCAGCAGCAAGCACAGAAGCCAGAAUUCGCAGAGGUCUUCAAUGCCCUCACUACCGAAGAGCAGGAGAAAUUGAGGAGCAUGCAGUGA
Pseudocercospora fijiensis CIRAD86 is the source of this 3081-nucleotide messenger RNA. RefSeq lists its product as uncharacterized. Lineage: Eukaryota; Fungi; Ascomycota; Dothideomycetes; Mycosphaerellales; Mycosphaerellaceae. The coding region runs from base 1 to 3081 and encodes 1026 amino acids. Gene Ontology annotation, biological process: protein import into nucleus. The record is from RefSeq and is a predicted model, not a curated record. Gene Ontology annotation, molecular function: small GTPase binding. Gene Ontology annotation, cellular component: cytosol; nuclear envelope. The transcript has 2 exons.